This is a messenger RNA of Ciona intestinalis (vase tunicate), 2907 nucleotides long. RefSeq names its product general transcription and DNA repair factor IIH helicase subunit XPD-like. Gene Ontology annotation, cellular component: nucleus. NCBI's taxonomy places the organism in Eukaryota, Metazoa, Chordata, Ascidiacea, Phlebobranchia, Cionidae. The record is from RefSeq and is a predicted model, not a curated record. Gene Ontology annotation, molecular function: ATP binding; damaged DNA binding; hydrolase activity, acting on acid anhydrides, in phosphorus-containing anhydrides. Gene Ontology annotation, biological process: nucleotide-excision repair; transcription by RNA polymerase II; positive regulation of mitotic recombination.
AUACAAGUUAGUUUGGUAAGUUAACGUGUGUUUGGUACAGUUAUGAUAAGUAAAAGUAUUUUAGUCAGAGUUACAUACGUGGUAACUUGCAAGCGAGCAUGAGGUGUAUGAAACAAAACACCCGUGUUAUAACGACUGUCGUUUGUCCGACCACCGCCAUGUGAGGAUAAACAAGUUUCAUUCAUUCACAGGCGUUAAUAAACUUCAGGCCCAGAUUUUGUUAAAACGAACUUAACGAUGAAGAUAAACGUAGACGGUUUGUUGGUGUAUUUUCCUUACGAGUUCAUUUACCCCGAACAAUAUUCCUAUAUGCUGGAGUUGAAACGAACAUUGGACGCGAAAGGACACGGGGUUCUAGAGAUGCCGUCGGGCACGGGGAAAACGGCGACAUUAUUAUCGCUCAUAGUAGCGUACCAAUAUGAGUACCCGGAAAUUAUUUCGAAACUCAUAUAUUGCUCGAGGACAGUACCGGAGAUUGAAAAAGUUUUGGAAGAAUUGAGAAGGUUGAUGGAGUAUUAUGAGAAAGAAGUGGGGGAAGUCCCUAAACUGUGCGCACUCGCGUUAAGCUCGAGGAAAAAUCUUUGCAUCAACGCAAGUGUAAGGGGAGCGCGAAUUGGGAAAGAAGUUGACACCAAGUGUCAUCAGCUUACUGCUUCACAUGUAAGGAUCAAACAGAAGCAUGACGCAAGUGUUGAGUUAUGUUCUUUCUAUGAGCAGUUUGACGCAAACGGACGAGAAGAGGCUUUACCAGCAGGGGUUUAUAAUUUGGAUGAUUUGAGACGGUAUGGAAAGUUACGGAACUGGUGCCCGUAUUUCCUCGCUAGAUAUACAAUCACCCAUGCUAAUAUUGUGGUGUAUAGCUACCAUUAUUUACUGGAUCCUAAAAUUGCUGACUUAGUUUCAAAGGAGCUAUCAAAAAAUGCCGUUGUUGUUUUUGAUGAGGCACAUAAUAUUGAUAACGUGUGUAUUGACUCCAUGAGCGUCACAAUUAGCAGACGAACUUUGGAUAAAUGCUCUCAGAAUAUUCAAUCUCUGCAAAACCACCUCGAAAAAUCUCGUCAAACGGAUGAAGAUAAAUUGAGGAAUGAAUACAAGAGAUUGGUGGAGGGGUUGAGGGAGGCAAAUAUAGCACGGGAAGCAGAUGUAGUUCUUGCCAACCCUGUAAUACCUGAUGAUGUGUUGAAGGAAAGUGUUCCAGGAAAUAUACGAAACGCAGAGCAUUUUCUUGCGUUUAUGAAGAGAUUUAAUGAAUAUUUGAAAAGUCGUUUGCGUGUACGACAUGUUGUGUCCGAGACACCAUUAUCUUUUAUCCAUGACGCGUUCGAACAAGUAUGUAUCGAUAAAAAACCAUUAAGAUUCUGUUCCGAGAGAUUACGUUCAUUACUACAAACCCUUGAGCUUGCUAAUAUGUCAGAUUUCUCCAACCUUACACUCCUAGCAAACUUUGCCAGCCUUGUAAGCACUUAUAACAAAGGGUUUGUAGUUUUAAUCGAACCAUUUGAUGAUCGUACACCAACCAUAGUAAACCCCAUCCUACACUUCAGCUGCAUGGAUGCAUCAGUUGCAAUUAAACCUGUUUUCUCACGUUUCCAAAGUGUAAUAAUAACAUCAGGAACUCUAUCCCCUCUAGACAUGUACCCACGUAUUCUAGAUUUUCACCCGGUAACAAUGGCUACGUUCACUAUGACUUUAGCAAGACAAUGUCUAUGCCCAGUGGUUGUAACGCAUGGUAACGAUCAAGUUGCGAUAUCGUCAAAGUUCGAGACACGAGAAGAUGUUGCAGUUAUAAGAAACUAUGGGAAUCUACUUGUUGAAAUGACAAAGAUAGUUCCGGACGGUAUUGUUUGUUUCUUUGUGUCAUACGCUUACAUGGAGAACAUUGUGGCAAGCUGGUAUGAGCAGGGAAUACUCGAGAAUGUUCAGAAAAAUAAACUUCUGUUCAUUGAGACACAAGAUGCUGCGGAGACAAGCAUGGCUUUGGAUAAAUACCAAGAAGCUUGUGAGAAUGGUAGAGGAGCUGUGUUGUUAUCUGUAGCGAGGGGGAAAGUAUCUGAAGGUAUUGACUUCACCCACCAUCACGGUAGAGCUGUUAUAAUGUUUGGUAUUCCUUAUGUUUAUACACAAUCAAGGAUCCUAAAAGCAAGGUUGGAAUAUUUGAGGGAGAAUUACCAGAUUCGUGAAUCGGAUUUUUUAACAUUUGAUGCCAUGCGACAUGCAGCACAGUGUGUUGGGAGGGUUAUAAGGGGGAAGACGGAUUAUGGGGUGAUGGUGUUUGCGGAUAAAAGGUUCGCUCGGAGCGAUAAGAAAGGGAAACUUCCAAGAUGGAUUCAAGAGCAUCUAAGUGACGGGGUGUGUAACUUAUCCACGGAUGAGUCAGUCCAUAUUACAAAGAGGUUUCUGCGUAUCAUGGCCCAGCCUUUCUCACAGGAAGACCAACUUGGUUUGUCUUUGUUAACAAGAGAGCAACUUGAGUCCGAAGCCAUGAGAGGGAGGAUUCAACAGAUCGCGCAUCAGAUAUAAUACUUGGGCUCAAAAUGUUUUGUAUUUUUAAAAUCACUGUAAUAUGACAAAUGUGAAACAUUUUAUAGUUUCUUUAAUUAAAGGCACCAAGCUUUAUAAAACACAGGGUAGGCAGAGAUAGUUAGACACACAAUCCAAAAAAUAAAUCAAACUACUUUGACACCCAGGAAUACAAGGGCCCAUUUUAUAAUUUAGGCCUACAAAGGCUUGCUACGAUAUUUACUAAUUCUCACCGGCCUUUUUCAAUUAAUUUAUGACCAAAACUACAUUUUCACAAUUUGUUUUCAAAAUUUUUUUUACAUUCAUUGUUUUUUUUUUACAUUCAUCAAAUCACUGCCAUAAUGAGUUUCAUUUUCCUUCUUUUUCACUAAAACCUUCUUUUUCACA